ACCGCGGGGAGUGACGUUGUUUGAAAAAAAUAUUUCAACGGCGACAAGCCUGGGCUGGGGGCGUUUCGAGCGCGGGGUCGCUGUUAACAGCUGGCUGCGGAAAUUUCGCCUCUGUAGACUUGGAUCCGCAAAGCAACAAUGGCGGGGAACCCAAGGGUGGGCAGCCCUGAAAAGACUGAAGAAAUUCGAAAACCAUCCCAGAACGUUGGGAGACAAGCAAGUUAUAAAAGACCGCUUGGUGAUCUAGAGGAUGAACAAGAGAAGCUCUCUCCACCAAGAAAAAAGGUUCCGCCUCCUUACCUUGCCAGCAAGGUUGUCCGGCCAUUCAAGACAUUCUUGCACACAGUGCAGAAGAACCAAAUACUUAUGGGAACCUCAAGCUCUGUGAGCCGAAGCUGUACAGUAAAAUCAUUCCUCAAGCAAAAGACUCCUUUAAGGCCCACUACCCAGGGAGGGUUUGUUGAAAAGCAACGGUUGGAAAACCUUCGGAAAAAGGAAGAAGCUGAAAAAUAUCGAAAACAGAAACUGGAAGAACAGAAGAGGAAGCAACAAGAAGAGAUGAGGCGGAAACGUGAAGAGCGCUUUCGCAAGGCUCGAGAGCGGGCAGAACAGAUGGAGGAGGAGAAGAAAAAGAGGCUUGAGCAAAAGCUGGCUCAAGAUGAGGAGAAAUAUGAGAAGGUACGAGAGGAAAAAUUAGCAGAAGACAAAGUUAAGAAGAAAGUGGCUGCUAAGAAGCUGGAGGAAAUUGAAGCCCGGCGCAAACAAGAUGAAGAAGCCCGCAAACAGAAAGCUCUGCAGCUGAAAGAACAAUUGAAGGAAGAAGAGGAACAAAAGGCAGCAGAGGCCAAGACGGCUAGCAAACAACUGAAUGUGACGGUAGAUAUUCAGGAAAUCAACUGACCCAAGGUGUCAUGCACCAAUAUUACAAUCCAUCUAAUGUCAGGAGGUUAUUUGGUGUUGUGAAAAGUCCAAACCUGGAUAUAUUUCAGAGCUGUUUGAUAUUUUAAACAUGUACAACUGGUUUCACCUUAUAAUGUUAAUAAAGUUUUUUCUAUUUGAAACUCUUAA
Messenger RNA from Anolis carolinensis (green anole), 1068 nucleotides. Its product is annotated as inner centromere protein-like. Gene Ontology annotation, biological process: metaphase chromosome alignment; meiotic spindle midzone assembly; mitotic cytokinesis. Gene Ontology annotation, cellular component: chromosome passenger complex; midbody; nucleus. The record is from RefSeq and is a predicted model, not a curated record. The transcript is spliced from 10 exons. Lineage: Eukaryota; Metazoa; Chordata; Lepidosauria; Squamata; Anolidae. The coding region runs from base 139 to 900 and encodes 253 amino acids.